AGUACUAAAGCAUACAAAUUAAACAUCACGAGACAUGGUCGUUUAUGAACUAAUUCAAGGUCGUGACAACCACUUAAUAUAUUCAAUAUAUAUAUAUUCUUCCAGUCUCUAUUGUGUUCACUUCCCAUAAACGUUCCUUCCUUGUUGCUGUUCUGCAAACAUUCUCUAUUUUUGGCUCAUUUUGCCUUUGGAUGAAAUGGGUUGGAAGAUAUGGCAACAGGGGUGGAAGCGGCCAUUCCAUCUCCUCACAACCACCCUUCUCGGCCUUCUCCUCCCCCUGUCGUUUCUUCUUCUGGCCAGGCUCUCCACUGCCCAUUAUCUCUUCACUUCUCUCCCUCAUCCUUAUAAACCACACCCUUCCUCUCUCUUAAUCUCCCUCUUCCUCUCUAUAAAUCCCACUAUCCCCCACCUCCUUGUCUCCCUAAUUAGCAUUGCCACCCUGAUCCACGCCUUGACCGGCAGGUUUAUUGUCCUUCCAAGCAAGUCAACGUUGUGGGUUCUUCUAUGCACGCUGCAAGUUCUUGUGGGUUUGGGCAUUGAAGGGAGCAUAGCCGCCGGAAUCGACGGUUCCGGGGGCUUUGGCAGCGGCGGGACCAGAAGCAUUCUAGGCUCGGCAGUGUUCUUUCUGGGCUUGCAUGAAACGAUGCUCUGGUGGUCAAGGACAGUGGUGAAGCCGGUGGUCGACGACACGGUUUUUGGUAUUCUUGCGGAGGAAAUUAGGUGGGCGGAGAGGGUGGCAAUGGCGGCUGCCCUUGGUGGGCUGUGGUGGUGGAGAUUGAGGGACGAGGUUGAGUCGCUGGUGGGCAUGGUUGAGGUUAAGAAAGAGCUUCUGGUGGCUGAUUUUAUUGGGUGGUGGUUGUACUAUUUAACUGUGACGAUUGGAAUGGUUAGGAUUGUGAAGGCCAUUAUGUGGUUUGGUGUGAUAUUGCUUUGUAGUGGGAAGGCAGGAGAAGGAAAGCUAUCUGAGUCCAACCUCGGAAAUGAAGACAAGGUCUAAAUUCUGAUAAUUAAUUCUUGUUGUUUUACUUGUGACAAUUGGAAUCAUCAUUAGGAUUUAUUUUAAUUCAUCAAAUAUAAAUAUACCCCCCCGUCUGUCUAG
Diospyros lotus (date-plum) is the source of this 1099-nucleotide messenger RNA. RefSeq lists its product as uncharacterized. The coding region runs from base 197 to 997 and encodes 266 amino acids. The record is from RefSeq and is a predicted model, not a curated record. The transcript has a single exon. Lineage: Eukaryota; Viridiplantae; Streptophyta; Magnoliopsida; Ericales; Ebenaceae.